This is a messenger RNA of Paracoccidioides brasiliensis Pb18, 705 nucleotides long. RefSeq lists its product as uncharacterized. The record is from RefSeq and is a predicted model, not a curated record. The transcript is spliced from 4 exons. Bases 1 to 705 code for a protein of 234 amino acids.
AUGUCAAUGACAGGGACUUCGAGACUGGCUGUCCGAGCAGCGUCAAGCUUUGAGAUAGCAAUAGCCGCAUGUCAGCGAAGUCUCAAUACCAGAAGACCGAUUGCCUUCAAUAGCUCUAUAAGAUGUCCCCCCUCAGCUUCAUACCUAUGCUGUUCACUUUCCACCCGAAUACCGACCUCCGCUCAAUCAUCCCUCGUCCCAUUAUCCACUGCCUCCCCCUCGCCCUUCCAGUCCAUACAGAAAUGUGCAUUUAACACCUCAAUUUCAAAUUUCUCCUCAUCCUUAUCCUCAUCCUCCGUCGAGUCUUCACCCUCCGCAGCAGGAGCCUCUACCCCAAGCAGUCAAAAGCCGGAAACCCUGUCCAUAAACCCAUUUCGCGCAAAGAGGAUAUGGCCACCAGAUAUGUCUAAGUUGUCACCAAAGCAGCAGUUUAGAUUAGAGCGGAAGUAUCGACGGCGGGCCAAGCUAAAGUGGGCACGGCCAACAUGGUCUAAAUGGACGAAGAUUGUACAAUGGACGCUUAUUGGUUACGUUUUGAUAUAUUGCGUAAUGUAUCUGGAUUUGGAAGAGAAGGAAAAUCCGUUUCUUCCUAUACGAGAUUACGUCCAUCAGUCAUUAAAUGGUUUGUUAUCAACUUCGUCCUCACCUUCAUCUCAGAAGGAGCCAACCACGCCAACUUCAUCCUCCGCCAAAAGCAAUUCUUAG